CAGCCAGGAGUCACCAAGAUGCCCAUACUGGAAAAAGCUCCCCAUAAGAUGGCAGCAAAACCACCCAGCAGUGAGGAGGAGUCUUUGCCCAAACUUCCAGUGCCCCCACUGCAGCAGACCCUGGCCACUUACCUGCGGUGCAUGCAGCACCUAGUACCUGAAGAACAGUUCAAGAGGAGCCAGGCCAUUGUGCAGCGGUUUGGGGCCCCUGGUGGCCUUGGUGAGACCCUGCAGCAGAAGCUCCUGGAACGACAGGAGAAGACAGCCAAUUGGGUGUCUGAAUACUGGCUGAAUGACAUGUAUCUCAAUAACCGCCUGGCCCUGCCUGUAAACUCCAGUCCAGCUGUGAUCUUUGCCCGCCAGCACUUUCAAGAUACAAAUGACCAGCUAAGGUUCGCAGCCAACCUCAUCUCUGGCGUGCUCAGCUACAAGACCCUGCUGGACAGUCACUCCAUCCCCACCGACUGUGCCAAGGGCCAGCUGUCAGGGCAGCCACUCUGUAUGAAGCAAUACUACGGGCUCUUCUCCUCCUACCGCCUCCCUGGCCACAUCCAGGAUACACUGGUGGCCCAGAAGAGCAGUGUCAUGCCCGAGCCAGAGCAUGUCAUUGUGGCCUGCUGCAACCAGUUCUUUGUCUUGGAUGUUGUCAUUAAUUUCCGCCGUCUCAGUGAGGGGGAUCUGUUCACUCAGUUGAGAAAGAUAGUCAAAAUGGCUUCCAACGAGGAUGAACGCUUGCCUCCAAUCGGCCUGCUGACGUCAGAAGGGAGGAGCGAGUGGGCUGAGGCCAGGACGGUCCUCGUGAAAGACUCCACCAACCGGGAUGCACUGGACAUGAUUGAACGCUGCAUCUGCCUGGUAUGCCUGGAUGCCCCGGGAGGCAUGGAGCUCAGCGACACCAACAGGGCACUUCAGCUCCUUCACGGCGGAGGCUGUAGCAAGAAUGGGGCGAACCGCUGGUACGACAAGUCCCUGCAGUUUGUGGUGAGCCGAGACGGCACCUGUGGUGUGGUGUGCGAACACUCCCCUUUCGACGGCAUCGUCCUGGUGCAGUGCACAGAGCAUCUGCUCAAACACAUGGUGAAGAGCAGCCAGAAGCUGGUCCGAGCCGACUCUGUCAGCGAGCUCCCGGCCCCCAGGAGGCUGCGUUGGAAAUGCUCCCCGGAAAUUCAAGGCCUCUUAGCCUCCUCAGCAGAAAAACUUCAACGAAUAGUAAAGAAUCUUGACUUUACUGUUUAUAAGUUUGACAUCUUCGGAAAAACAUUCAUUAAGAAGCAGAAAUGCAGCCCUGAUGCCUUCAUUCAGGUGGCCCUCCAGCUGGCCUUCUACAGGCUCCACAGGAGACUCGUCCCCACCUAUGAGAGCGCGUCCAUUCGCCGAUUCCAGGAGGGCCGCGUGGACAACAUUCGAUCGGCAACUCCAGAGGCGCUGAGUUUUGUGAGAGCCAUCACUGACCACAAGGCUGCUGUGCCGGCUUCAGAGAAGCUGCUGCUCCUGAAGGAUGCCAUCCGAGCCCAGACUGAGUACACAGUCAUGGCCAUAACAGGGAUGGCCAUCGACAAUCAUUUGCUGGGGCUGCGGGAGCUGGCCCGGGACAUGUGCAAGGAGUUGCCUGAGAUGUUCACGGAUGAAACAUACCUGAUGAGUAACCGGUUCAUCCUCUCAACCAGCCAGGUGCCCACAACCAUGGAGAUGUUUUGCUGCUAUGGUCCCGUGGUGCCCAACGGGUACGGGGCCUGCUACAACCCCCAGCCAGAGAGCAUCCUUUUCUGCAUCUCCAGCUUUCAUGGCUGCAAAGAGACAUCUUCUACCAAGUUUGCAAAAGCGGUAGAAGAAAGCCUCAUUGAAAUGCGGGACCUGUGUAGUCUGUCACAGUCUAUGGUGGGCAAGCCAUUGGCAACACAAGAAAAAGCAACAAGGCCCAUUCAAGGGCACCAACCUUGA
This is a messenger RNA of Prionailurus viverrinus (fishing cat), 1941 nucleotides long. RefSeq names its product choline O-acetyltransferase (gene CHAT). The coding region runs from base 19 to 1941 and encodes 640 amino acids. Gene Ontology annotation, cellular component: neuron projection; cytoplasm. The transcript has 14 exons. Gene Ontology annotation, biological process: acetylcholine biosynthetic process; neuromuscular synaptic transmission. Gene Ontology annotation, molecular function: choline O-acetyltransferase activity. The record is from RefSeq and is a predicted model, not a curated record. Lineage: Eukaryota; Metazoa; Chordata; Mammalia; Carnivora; Felidae.